This is a messenger RNA of Acipenser ruthenus (sterlet), 3317 nucleotides long. RefSeq names its product growth arrest-specific protein 1-like. The transcript has a single exon. The record is from RefSeq and is a predicted model, not a curated record. Gene Ontology annotation, biological process: regulation of cell cycle. NCBI's taxonomy places the organism in Eukaryota, Metazoa, Chordata, Actinopteri, Acipenseriformes, Acipenseridae. Bases 593 to 1351 code for a protein of 252 amino acids.
UGAGUAAACGAAGCGUGAACCGCACAAGUGAGGGACAAUGCUGCACGUACGAGAGAGAGAGCGAGAGGGAAAGACGAAUGCUGCUGAGAAACUGCACAACCUGCAUCCCAUAAACCGAGACACAUUGAUGUUUUGCUGACAGAGCCCGAGCCCGCACACAAAGCCCGUGGUUUAAAUUCCACGUUAUUUUCUUUAUAAAAAGCUGCAGUGUUUUGUUCUUACCGUUCUCAUUUCCUUGGAAUCAUGUUGCUGCUGUGGAAAUGAUCUCAGUCUAUAUAUAAUGUUUUAUUAGUAUUAUUGUCUCACUGUCUGGAUUUAUUUUCCUCUGCGAAAAGCGCUGACGUGAUUUUAAUCUCUGAAGUAAAGGCAAGUGACAGGUUGUGUGCACUGUGUACAGACUCCGUCUGAACUCAAUAUAACUCACAGGCGGAAAGGGGGAGCAGCAGUGGAAGUAGCCGCAAUGCUACUGGCUGUGUUCGCACGGGUUUGUGAGACGAGGCUAGUCUGAAAGCACCGAGCGGAGCAGGAGCAGGAGGAGACGGAAUAUAACCAAACCACGGCAGCAGAUCAGAGAGAAGUGCUCGAUCCUGCCAUGAGAACUCUGUGCGGCGCCCUGGCGCUUUUCGGAUGGCUGCUGGUGACUCUUGAUGCCCAGUAUAUUUGCUGGCAAGCUCUGCUCAGGUGCCAACAGGAGAAAGACUGCGAACUGGCGUACAAUCAAUACCUAACAGCCUGUGAUGGUUACUUGAAAGGCAACAGUAGACAAUGCCCCAGCCACUGCAUCAGCGCCCUGGUCAGACUGAACCAGACCCGGAAUGGCCCGAACCUGGAGAGCUGUGACUGCGGUCAGGACGCGCAGUGCAGGAUGGCCAAGCGAGCCAUUGAGCCCUGUCUGCCCCGCAGGUAUCCUGGGGACGCGUCCGGUAUUGGGUGCACCGAAGCCCGCCAACGCUGCGAGGAAGAGUCUGGCUGCCACCCCAUGCUUACAGCCUACCUCUCCAACUGUGGGCAGCUGUUCAACGGCAGAAAAUGCACCUUAAAGUGCAAGACCACCAUUCAGCAGAUGCUUUUCAUCCCAAACGGGGUGCUCCUCAACCGCUGCGUCUGUGACGGGGUGGAGAGACCCUUCUGUGAGGUGGUCAAGGAAAACAUGGGGAAGCUGUGCUUUGGGGACCAGAGCUUCUCCACCAUGGACCCAGAAGCCGAGGACUUGUAUGAAGACGAAGAUUACGAGCUGAGGCCCGACAGGGAGGAGGUAGAGUCGGAUACGGUGUACUCCAAUCACCCGCCGUUCCUCGGCGCAGUGGGGCUGCAGCUCGGGCUGAUACUGGCUUGGGGGUUAUUUUGCUGACUGGCAGCUCAAAACAAAAUGGAUUUAAAACGGAACAGUAUUUAACGCUGGAGGAUACAAAGGUGAUAUUUUGGACGCAUUACAUUAUAUACUUCAUGACAGCAAUCGUGGUUACUAAACGCGCCACAUUGGAAUACAGCGUUUGGGGAAAUGCUUAAAUUAUUCCCCAAGACAAUGGUUUUUACGAAAGGACCGAGGGGGUGGGGGUGGGGGGAGAGAGGGGGAUCUUCCGCGUUGCUCUCGGUCUUGUCCUGGAUAAACAGAUUGCACACGUGGAAGCAACUUGUCUGUGUAACAUUCGUGUCUGAGCGCUUCGUGGGGGCUGCUUUAUUAAGACUUUAGACAAACACGAGGGUCCUGUUUCUGUUUACUCUCCUUCCUCGACACUCCAGAGCUGGCAUUGUGGUGAUCACUUCAAAUAUUUGUGGUGAACCUCAAGAGAACAGGCAAGGAGUUCGGAUCAAUCAGUUAAAUUAACUCAAGUGCUUCCCCCCCCCCCCCCCCCCUCUCCCCCUCUCCCCCUCUCUCUCCUCGAGUAAUUCCUGUUGAAAAGGACUCUCUCUCCCCCUACCCCCCUUUUCUUUUGCAGGGGAAGAGUGCUGUCUCGGACGUAAGGCUACACGAAACGAGACGGGGGAAAGUUGAAGGCGUAAUUGUUUAUUUAAUGUUAGCAAUUUUAAAUGUUUUGCCAGAACACAGUGACCGAUACUUAUUUUUUUUAUUUUUUUUUUACAGCAUAUCAUACAGACAUUCAAGGACAGGUUUUGUUAACCAGAGUCCACGUUUGAAAACUUUAAACCCCUUUUUUUAGAUGCUCGAUUCCCAGUAAACUGUUACAAGGAGGGUUUUGUAAGUUUAAAUCAAUGGAACAAUGGGAGCUCAUUUUUCCCCAAACCAUAUACGGUGAUAUGCUGGAUAUGACGUUGGCUUCAAUAAACAAGCUGUUUUUAGUCGAAAAUCUGUUUAUGUUUUAGUUGCCGCGUGUAUUCGGGUCACAGAACUGUAAGGUGUGAAUACGCUGUUCUUUUUACUGUGAACUUUAUGAUUCAGUCGUGCAUAUCUGAACUGCUGUUUAUUGAAGCUUACUUUUAAACCCAGACAGGCAGUAUUACUAAUAUGAACGGUUCAUGACGUUUUGGCUAUUUUAAGUACUUCAAAACAAACUGAAGGUACGGGUACUGUUUUGUUUGCUUGACUUUGUCCUGACUGUACGCAUUCCUUCGGGGUCAGGCGGACACGUUCUGAAUAACUAGGGCGUUCUUUUAUUCAUUAUAGCCGUAUGACCCACACAUACAUUGCGAAAAGUCAACGACACUUCAUUUUCAAUUGAAGCUUUUAGAACUAUCUAAAUUGUUAUUUUUGGUUUAUGUGAAUGUUUACAUUUGUAACUUUUUCAACAACAAAAAAGGUUAUUUUUUGUACAGGAAAAAAAUAAAUGAAAGCUAUUUAUGUGUUUUUAAAAUAAAAAAUGAAACAAUUGACAAGGUUCUGAACCUGUUUUAUAUAUUAUUCACCCUGAAGUAUAUAUUAGGCAAUAAAAAUGUAUCGCUUUGAAAACGUUUACUAAUAUAAACCCGAAUUAUUAAACGCGCGCUAGUGCUGAGUUUAGAAAUACAAAGAUACACUUAGUAAGUUAAAUGACACACGUUUAGACAAGUAGUCUUUCUCAGUGAACUGGGAUGCAUUUGAACUGAGCCUCAGCAUUCAGUGCACAAGGCGUUGCUUUAAUUGGGAGAUUUCCUCCCGAGUUUCCAUUGAGAGGCUCUAGUGUUAGCUGUGGAGACUGCCCUGCAGGGGGCGAGGCAAGGAAAUGGUUUGUUGGCGGUUAGCAAUUCUUCACAAGGAAUAAUCUGCAUAUCAGUGAGUGCAAAUUAUUUACCAUUUAGCUAAUCGAGACAAUUUGCCUCCUUACAAUGGUCGAAUUGUGCUCGAGUUUGAGGUAGCCUAUCACCGUGCUUCCAGUGCA